AUGUACCAAAGUAAGAUCCUUUCCCUCGACUCACUCCCCCUUCUCUCCUCCCCCUCUUCCACCCCUUUCUCCACCUCCCUCAUACACCACUCCUCCUCUUCCCCCUCCUCCCCCCCUCCUCCUCCUUCUCCACCACCCUUUCUCCUCCCCCUUCAUACACCCCUCUCCUACUCCCUCCUCCCCCUCCUUCCCACCUUCCUCCGCCUCCCCCUUAUCCACAACCCCUCCUCCCCCUCCUACACCCCUCUUCCCCCCCUUCUCCACCACCCCUUCUGCACCCCCUCAUACACCCUCCUCCUCCUCCCCCUUCUCCACCAUCCAUCCUCCCCUCCCCUUCUCCACAACCCAUCCUCCUCUCCCCUUCUCCACCACCCCUCCUCCCCUCCCCCUCCUUUCCACCCUCCUCCACCCCUUCCUCCACUUCCUCCACCCCCUCCCCUUUCUCCACCCUCCCUCCUCCCCUGCCCUCCUUCCUACCCUCCUCCACCCUCCCUCCUCCCCUCUCCCUUCUCCACCACCCCUCCUCCCCUCCCCCUCCUUUCCACCCUCCUCCACCCCUUCCUCCACUUCCUCCACCCCCUCCCCUUUCUCCACCCUCCCUCCUCCCCUUCCCUCCUUCCUACCCUCCUCCACCCUCCCUCCUCCCCCUCCCCUUUCUCCACCAUCCCUCCUCCCCUCCCCCUCCUUCCAACCCUCCUCCACCCCUUCCUCCAUCCCUCAUACACCACUCCUCCAUCCUUCUCCACCCUCCCUCCUCCCCCUCCCCUUUCUCCACCACCCCUCCUCCCCUCCCCCUCCUUCCCCCUCCCCUUUCUCCACCUCCCCUCCCCCUCCUUCCCACCCUCCUCCACUCUUUUCCACCCUGCCUCCUCCCCCUCCACUUUCUCCACCACCCCUCCUCCCCUACCCCUCCUUCCCACCCUUCUCCACCCUCCCUCCUCCCCCUCCCCUUUCUCCACCCCCUCAUACACCACUCCUCCAUCCUUCUCCACCCUCCCUCCUCCCCCUCCCCUUUCUCCACCACCCCUCCUCCCCCUCCCCUUUCUCCACCCCCUCAUACACCACUCCUCCAUCCUUCUCCACCCUCCCUCCUCCCCCUCCCCUUUCUCCACCACCCCUCCUCCCCUCCCCCUCCUCCACCCUUCUCCACCCUCCCUCCUCCCCCUCCACUUUCUCCACCACCCCUCUUCCCCCUCCCCCUCCUUCCCACCCUCCUCUUCCUUCCCCCUUCUCCACCAUCCCUCCUCCCCUUCCAUCCCCUCAUACACCCCCCUCCCCCCUCCCCCCUCCACCUCCAGCAUGUGA
Molecule: messenger RNA, 1305 nt
Organism: Haliotis rufescens (red abalone)
Lineage: Eukaryota; Metazoa; Mollusca; Gastropoda; Lepetellida; Haliotidae
Product: leucine-rich repeat extensin-like protein 3
Exons: 1
Coding region: 1-1305 (434 amino acids)
Source: RefSeq, a predicted model, not a curated record